Messenger RNA from Lentinula edodes (shiitake mushroom), 981 nucleotides. RefSeq lists its product as uncharacterized. The record is from RefSeq and is a predicted model, not a curated record. The transcript has a single exon. NCBI's taxonomy places the organism in Eukaryota, Fungi, Basidiomycota, Agaricomycetes, Agaricales, Omphalotaceae. Bases 1 to 981 code for a protein of 326 amino acids.
AUGUUGAUUGCAAGAGUCCGUCAUACUAAAUGUUUUGUCAGAGUUCAAAAAGGUUCUACUAAUUAUUCCAAAUUGGUGUCCAAUGUCAUAGCAUUUGAGAAUCCCAUUCCCAAAAUAUAUGACACUUUACCUCCCCCCAGAGAAGAAAUUGAGGAGGUACUAGCUGUCAUGUUUUCAGGUUCUACAAAGCCAACCCAAGAUGAUUAUGCCUGUGCUCUAUUGCUUGUGCGCCGCAAUGUUGUUGCCAAGGCACUCCAAGUCUUGAUACUCAAUCAUUUUGACUAUAAUGAUGUUGUAUUUUCAUCAGCUAAUCUGGAUAGCUAUGCUGAUAAUGUUCCAAUUGUUGCCAUUGAAUAUUUCCAGAAAGGUUCUAAUAGAAAUGCUGAAGGUGUUAGUGUACAUGAUGAUUUGAAUGAUGAUGGUACUGAGGAAGGUACUUGUGUCUUCACUGUUCAUGGAAUAGUUGGUCCUUCAAUAAAAAAUAUGACAAGGGACCAAAUGAUUGGUAUUGCAGCUAUGCAUCUUGAUAAUGAAGGCAAAUUUAUGCGCACAUUACAUGCUGAAAAUCCUGAAAGUCUGUGGAAUAAUCCUCAAUUGUAUCCAAAAAUGUUUCCUUGGCUUUUUCCCUUUGGACUUGGAGGCAUUGGUACUUCAAAUAUUAAAUCAUUUUCAGAAUCUUCUCAUCUCAACUUUUUACUCUUAUAUCAUGACAAGUGUUUCCAGCUUGAUCCAAAUUUCCCAUUAAUUGCUUUCAAUCAUCAACAAGUCAAAGCCAGCAGUUCACAGUCCUACCUUCUUGCUGAGUCUAAUAAAUUUGAUGAAGUUAGUAAUCGAUUUUUGUCUAUUGAUAAGUCUGUUUUACAAAAUAUUGCAACCCGUAUGGCCAAUGGUGAGCAUGUCAAGCCAGCCAAUGAUUCAGAAAUUCAAUGUUUUAGGCUAUUAGGUGAUUUGAGUCAUGCUGGUGCCAAGACACAAGUGUGA